Triticum dicoccoides is the source of this 870-nucleotide messenger RNA. Its product is annotated as probable WRKY transcription factor 61. The transcript has 2 exons. Gene Ontology annotation, biological process: regulation of DNA-templated transcription. NCBI's taxonomy places the organism in Eukaryota, Viridiplantae, Streptophyta, Magnoliopsida, Poales, Poaceae. The record is from RefSeq and is a predicted model, not a curated record. The coding region runs from base 1 to 870 and encodes 289 amino acids. Gene Ontology annotation, molecular function: sequence-specific DNA binding; DNA-binding transcription factor activity.
AUGGCGGCACUGGCCACUCCGGCCACUUCUGCGGCGCUGGUGUCCGAUAUGAUGGCGCAGGGCCGCAAGUCUGCCGCUGCCCUCGAGGCCCUUCUCCAGGUCCAGGAUCACGCCGGGAUGCGGGAGCUCACCGCCAAGAUUCUCGGCUGCGGCGACCGCACCCUCGCCGUCCUCCACGGCAAACCUGCACGCCGGCAUAAGCGCAAGCCGGACCCCCACGGCGGCGCAGCCACUCAGACAAGCGCCAAAACAAGGACGCGCGCGAGCAGCGGAGAGCCAACGAGGGUGGAGUGGACGCGGAACUGGGACGACGACUUCAUGUGGACCAAGUACGGGCAGAAGCACAUCCGGGAUAACGACCACCCCAGGCACUACUUCAGGUGCGCCUACGCGCUCCACGACGGCGGCUGUCCGGCCACGAGGCAUGUCCAGCGAUGCCCGGAGCACGACCCUCCCCUCUACGUCCUCACAUACUUCGCCGAGCACACCUGCUGCCGCCACGGCGUUGCCGCCGCCGUCAUGAAGAACGUCAAGAUGCAGCCGCUGCUCGUCCUUGACUUUGGGUCGGCGGCCGCACCGAGCGGCCCCUCCCCUUAUUGGCUCAACUACGGUGAUGUUUCGGGUGAUAUCUCACGCUCGGAAGAGCUCCGAGGUGAGGUGACCAAAGUUGAGUCAACGCCGUCGUCAGACUUGCUGCCCGCUGGGCCGGCGGUGGUGGCGCAGCUGAGCUCGUCGGCAGACGACGCCCGUUACUCCUCUUCCCCUGCUGCAUGGGACCCAUCGGCCGCCGAUUGGGAGUACUUCGUGAACAACUCGUCGGAUUAUGUUAGAGAGUUCUUCGAUUUGGAAGACGUUACCUUGUACCAAUAG